AUGCGUUUCCAGGCUCCCCAGCUCGGCGCCUUGGGCGUAACUUUCACGGCUUUUCGGGCUAUGCAGUUCGUCUCACUCGUCGCCAUCAUUGGUAUCACUGCCAAUUUCAUCAAUGAGAUCGUGAGCUCUCAGCGCGAUGCACCAGAUGUGCUUGUCGGCACUAUCGCAGUGGCAAGCAUCGCGACGCUUUACGUCUCAAUUUCCUACAUCUUAUACUACGAUGGUCUUCUCCCUCUCUUAAUCGCAGCCGUAAUCGACCUAGCUCUCCUCGUCGCUUCCAUCGUAGUUGCCGUCACCAUCGGCAAGCCUCUCUCUACACUCAAGUGCGAAGUACUUCCACAACCCGCUUCGACUACGCAGACAUUCACUAUGUCUAUCUCAACACGGGACUAUUCUACAGCGGCUACUCGGUACCACGAUUAUUUAGCUUUAAUUAUGACUGACCAGCCGCAUUGUUACGAGAUCAAGGCAGUCUGGGGUCUAGGCAUCGCGCUCUGCGUGCUCUUCGCCUUUUCCGCCGUCCUCUGCGUCGGACUACAGCGCCGCAUCAAAGCUACUAGUGCCCCUCCCAAGGACAUUGAGGGGCCGACCGCACUCGGGACUCGAGCCCUUACCCCUGGACCGGGCCUCCAAUGGGUCCCUCCUCCACCUCUCCCCACGGCGCCCGAACCCGCGCGUCGCCCCCCUAUUCUCCGAUCCAUCGACGAAGAUAUUCGUCCGGUGCAGACCCCUCCUGUUAUCGUACACGCCAAUUCCGGCCCGACUACCAUUACAGGUCAACCUGUAUCUAGCAAUUAUCUCCCUGUUCCUCCUGCUCCGGCUGUCGUGCCUCCGGUUGCGACUCGGUCUUUUGAUGCGUCUGGUUCGCCGAAGGAAGAUUUCAUACCAAUCGCGCAUCAAGCAACUAUCGAUCACGUAAACGCGAGGACAAAAACCGUUCCCCCACCUGUAGCGGUCGUCAUCCCGCCUACACCUAGCGACGAUGGAUUUACUCCCGUGACACCAACCCCGGCAUCGCCACGCCUAAAAGGCUUUCGACUCAGCAGAGCGCCUCCCCUACCCCGCGAUGCGCUCGGCAUCCCAAUCGGCACAGGGAAGAAACUCAUGCGUUCUAAGAGCCGAAAAGUACAAAUCUGCCACGUAGACGAUGAUCUCGAUGAUGAUACGACACCUUUAAGUCCGACUAAUGCUCGGGAUCUAGAGGCGCAAAUGACGUCUAAACCAAAGCCGAAGCGCAAGACGCUUUGGGGUGUUAUUGAAGGAUGGUGGGAUUUGGGAUUGUUGGAACGAAGUAAGAGUUUGAGGCGUAAGGUUUAA
Messenger RNA from Hypoxylon trugodes, 1317 nucleotides. RefSeq lists its product as uncharacterized. Bases 1 to 1317 code for a protein of 438 amino acids. Lineage: Eukaryota; Fungi; Ascomycota; Sordariomycetes; Xylariales; Hypoxylaceae. The transcript is spliced from 3 exons. The record is from RefSeq and is a predicted model, not a curated record.